Dalotia coriaria is the source of this 3827-nucleotide messenger RNA. RefSeq lists its product as uncharacterized. The coding region runs from base 291 to 2765 and encodes 824 amino acids. The record is from RefSeq and is a predicted model, not a curated record. The transcript is spliced from 9 exons. NCBI's taxonomy places the organism in Eukaryota, Metazoa, Arthropoda, Insecta, Coleoptera, Staphylinidae.
CGGCAACGCCAGUCGCUCGCGCCGCUGGCUUAGUUAGUUGGUCGCGCCAACGCGAGCGAAGAAGAAGCGUCGCGCAGCUACUACUUCCCGAAGAACUGGCGAAAAGUUCGGCAACAACAAAACGUGCAAUAUUUCAUCAUUUCACUUCAGUCGUGUUCGCAUAGUCAACGAAUUCAAAUGAUGAACACUUGACAAUCGCCGCUAUUACUUAAGCACUGCUACUGGAAACUUCUCGCAAGUCUUCCGCAACUUUAAGGACACGUUUUUACUAAAAAUUAAACAAUUGCAAAAUGUGGUGGUUUAACAAGUGCUCGGUAUUGACUUGGUUCGUUAUCUUUAGUGUUUUUGGAAUUAUCGAAUUGGCACAGGGUGAAACAAAAAGCUGUCGAUUUCCAGGCGCUCCAGCGCACUCCAACGUGGUAUUCUCGGAUGAAACAUUAGGACCCGGAACAGUUGCGACAUACACCUGUGAGAGGGGCUUUGAAUUACUGGGACCUUCACGGCGAACAUGUGAAAGGGGCCAAUGGCUACCGGAAGGCAUUCCAUUUUGCGUUUUGAACGUGGCCGCGGGCAAAGCGCCGAUGCAAAUCAGCACAGAAGCCGGCGGCAUUCCGCAGAAAGCUAUCGAUGGCAGCACGAGUGCUUUCUUCAAUGGUGAGACAUGCACGUUGACCAAGACGGAGAGGACGCCUUGGUGGUAUGUCAAUCUGCUUGAACCGUAUAUGGUUCAAUUAGUUCGACUUGAUUUUGGCAAACCAUGUUGUGGGUCAAAGAAACCGGCGACUAUUAUAGUCCGCGUGGGCAAUAACCGUCCAGAUUUGGGCACGAAUCCGAUCUGUAAUCGUUUCACUGGUUUUCUCGAAGAAGGCCAACCGUUGUUUUUGCCCUGUAAUCCGCCAAUGCCCGGUGCAUUCGUUAGUGUCCACUUGGAAGCACCAGCCGCUGCUCAGUUGAGUAUCUGUGAAGCAUUUGUCUACACGGAUCAGGCUUUACCAAUCGAGAGAUGUCCACAAUUCCGUGAUCAACCACCUGGCAGCACAGCCACUUACAAUGGCAAAUGUUACAUAUUCUACAACAGACAACCUUUGAAGUUCCGAGAUGCGUUGUCAUUCUGUAGAAGUCGUGGUGGUACCCUGGUAGAUGAGAGUAAUCCAGCGCUACAAGGUUUCAUAAGUUGGGAAUUGUGGAGGAGACAUAGAAGUGAUGCCAGUGGACAAUAUUGGAUGGGAGCCAUCAGAGAUAAACAACAUGGCGGAUGGAAUUGGUUGAGAGGUGAAGAGGUUACAGUCUCCUUCUGGAAUCUACCAGUUGGAAGUGGAGAUUGUUCAAGAUACGAUGGUACCAAAGGAUGGUUAUGGUCUGAUACAGAUUGUACAAUGCAUUUGAACUAUAUUUGUCAACAUCAACCCAAAGCUUGUGGAAGACCUGAACAACCUCCUAACUCAACAAUGGUAGCACAAAACUUCAACGUCGGUGCAAAUAUUGAGUACAGUUGUGAUGAAGGACAUUUGCUGGUGGGUCCAACGACCAGAACAUGCCUGGACACUGGGUUUUAUAAUGAGUUUCCACCGGUGUGCAAACGCAUUCAGUGCGGAUAUCCGGCAGAUAUAACAAAUGGCGAGUACCACUUGGUGAACGAUAGCGUUGGAUAUCUCAGCCGGGUGAUCUAUUCCUGCGACGAAGGUUAUGAAAUGGUUGGACGCGCACAGUUAGCAUGUGACAUCGAUGAAAGAUGGAAUGGACCUCCACCUCAUUGUGAAUCGGUACGUUGUUCACCACCUGGUGAUAUUGCAAAUGGCGGCUUUACUGUAAGCAACAAGGAACUCAUCUUUGGUACAAUUGUUGAAUACUCGUGUAAAAACGGAUACAAAAUGGUUGGAUCACGAACACUCACAUGUCUUGCCAAUGGACAAUACGAUGUCGUACCACCAGUUUGUCAAGCAGAAGAAGUAAUCUCAACCGGAAGUCCGAUAAUAGUAAAGAGCACGACGCGUUUGCCAACCUCGCGAUUUAGAACACGACCCACGCGACCUGUGCCGACGACAAUCAGAGCGGAAACCGAAAUCGUGCGGCUGGAAAAGACGAAGCGCCCGCCGUUCAGACCCACCGCCACCACCACUGAAAGAGCCACAACGACAAGUUUCGUCAACACGAACAAUAUUUUACUGGCGGCGCAUCCGCAGGAUAAUGAGAUUGCUGGUAGCAGUAACGUGCAACAUGGCGAGACGCCCAACGUCAAUAUUCCUCUGUCGAUCGACGGCGCGGAAAGAAGAGAACCGUUUGGUGCCAAACUCAACAUGGGCGCCAUCAUUGCGCUUGGAUCUUUCGGUGGUUUUGUUUUCCUGGCUGCGAUUAUCACAACGAUAGUGAUAUUGGUGCGAAGAAAUCGUAGUGCCAAACAUUAUCGCCACCGAGCAUCGCCGGACUGCAAUACAGUGGCGUCGUUCGACUCAUCGAGUUCGGAGUCACGCAAUGGUUUAAAUCGAUAUUAUCGACAAGCUUGGGAGAAUCUGCAUGAAUCAGCCGGAAGUAAAGGCUUAGGCGGUAUGAAACCGGGUUCCGGGUCGCCAUUACGCCGCAAGGAGACGAUGGAUGAGCCGUCGUAUAAUGCACGACAUGGCGACCGUCAUGGCGACGGUGGUGGGAUGCCUGCUGGCGAGAAGAAACGACAUCAUCAUCAUCACCAUCACCACGACGUACGGCCACACAAGGAAAACCGUGAAUGGAGAGAAACGGGGCGGCCGCGUGAUCAUAAGCGAUACUAGAACACAAAAUGAUCGAUCAUCUAUCGAUUUGUGUCAACACGGAACAACGAAUCAAUUUGGUUCGAUGAUGAUUAAUUGUACAUGACGAUUAUAAUAUUUAUUAUUCUAAUCACUUAGCGUUAGCAAACUGCACCUAAACAACGAAGCUGUUCAGAGCAGACGAACGAAUCGAGAUUUUAUUUAUUUUGAUGUAAUGUUAGGGAUGUUGAGUAUACAGAAAAUUUUAAUGUUGAAUUCCUUGGCCUUGCUUUAUAGGAUGACUUUUAUUGUGCGACGGUUUGUGCAUAGGAAAAUAAAGAAAGGCUAAUGCAAUUCAUAAGUUAACCAAGAACGAAACAGGGACAACGAAAUAUUUACGAACAACUAGAUAACGACAAGUUUAUUUACAUCAGGAAAACCACACCGAACACGAAAUCUGUGUCCGAUAAUUGCAUUCCGAGAAGUAUUCUUAAACUUCAUAAGCUCCCUAAGUGUCUUGGUUGUUGGGAGUCAUGGAAAGUUGAUCCAAUCCAAACCUGAGACUUAAUCUUCUUUGUUAUAUCUUAUUAUAACUAAACUAUUUCUUGAUAUUCUCAGUGUUUAAUGUCGGAAUGCAAUUUUUGAACACUUCAAAGUGCCAUUUGAAUAGGCAUUGAAAACUACAAAUCGAGUUACAUCACAUCACACCACGCCGCUCCAAAUCAGAAGGAAAAUAUUUAAAAUAAAACACAUCAAUUUGUCGCGACAGAAACAAGUAAUAUUUGUAUCACUGAAGCUGAAGAUACAAAUUAAAUAUUAUUAAUGAUAACAGACGUAGUACAUAGAUGGUAUGAUUGUUGGAAUGACUGAUGACUGACUUUCCAAAUAAACGACAGGCAAUUUCUUUCUAUGUGUAUUAUAACUGUAAUAUAACUAUGAUAUGUAAGUGUACAUGUAGCUAAGCAUGACUCUCCAACAAUGUUUCAUUAAUUUCCAGUUUUAGCGUCGUCAGUUGAGCGGUAUUUAAUAGAUUGAAGACGAUAUUGUACUUUAUUGAUUUAUUGCAAAUUGAAUUAUGAUAAAAUAAAUAUUAUAUUUAUGUUA